Aureobasidium musti is the source of this 2064-nucleotide messenger RNA. The record is from the annotation of a GenBank genome assembly. NCBI's taxonomy places the organism in Eukaryota, Fungi, Ascomycota, Dothideomycetes, Dothideales, Saccotheciaceae.
AUGUGUGGUAUCUCCGCUGUCGUUUCGCUCUCGGCCAAGCCUUUGGAUUUGAGCAUCACCAGCAACGGGAAUCAUGUCGAUACAUCACAGCCGUUGACCUCGAAACUUGAUCAGAGUCUCGAAACGAUCAAGCAUCGAGGUCCUGAUGCUUGCGACACAUGGACAAGUAAGGAUGGCAGAGUCGCUCUCGGUCAUGUUCGACUCGCUAUCAACGACUUGAGCCCAGACGGAGAGCAACCCUUCCACUCCUCGGACGAUCACAUACACGCAGUCGUCAACGGAGAGCUUUACGAUGCCGAUACCAUCCGUCAGAGACUUGUCAAAGAAGCUAGCUCCACAUUCAAAGGCAAGAGUGACUGCGAGAUUGUGAUUGCUCUCUAUCGAGUCUAUGGAACAUCUUUUCUGAGACACUUGCGCGGCGAAUUCGCGCUCUGUUUGUACGAUUCAAGAACCAAAUUCUUCAUCGCUGCACGUGAUCGCUAUGGAAUCAAGCCACUGUUCUUCACCCAAAUCGAUGGCAACCUGCAUGUUGCGGCAGAGAUGAAGGCUUUCCGUCCGUUCGGCUGNGAACCCAAGUGGGACGUGAGAAGUGUCCUUGACCAUAAANNACCUGGGUCCUACUUCACAUGCGACGCAACGGGAUACGUCGAGCACAUAAACUAUUGGGAUGUAGAAUAUCCCGACAAGGUUGGUGAAGUCGAUCUUGACAUCAACGCUUUUCUGACGUAUACANNGUAUGUUGUCGAGCACAGAAGCGAGGAAGAACUUAUCAAUGGCGUGCGAGAACGAUUACUGGAUGCUGUGCGUGUCAGACUACGGGCAGAUGUACCGGUCGGAGUUUUCCUCAGUGGUGGCAUCGACUCGUCCGUCAUCGCUGGGAUGGUGACACACUUGGUCAAGACAGAAGGUGUGAAGCUCGGAAGCAACGAAGGCAUGGCCAACAUUCAUUGCUACACCGUCGGAUUUGAUGAGGACAGCGGUUUUGAUGAGUCUGAAAUUGCUAGAAGGACAGCCCAGUUCUUGGGCGUCAACUUCCACAAGACGCACAUGUCAGAGCAGGUCUUGGCCGACAAUUUUGAAGAAGCCACUUGGCACAAUGAACAUACAAUGCCCGAUCUCAAUUACAUCGGCAAGUUUGUUCUGUCCAAAGCUCCACGCGAGCACGGAGUCAAGGUUGUCUUGACCGGCGAGGGUGCUGAUGAACACUUUGGAGGCUAUCCAGCCUUUCUCUCUGAUUACUUCGCCGAGUUUGAUCACACUUGGCCAGAAUACAACCUUACCGACGCCGAACGNCGCUGCGAUCUGGAAAGACCCCAAACAUCAGUCAAGUCAUUUCUNUCCAAGAUCAAGAACGCAGCAGAGGACGGCAACAAAUCCAAACUGACCAGUCCCGCGAGCAUGCAACUCAACAACAUCAGCACUCUCGAGUCUAUCGGCGCAAAAUUCCCCAGUGUUUUCAAUGACUGGACCGCCGAGUUGGGCGAGUAUGAUCCUAAGGAGAGCAUUGCAAACAAUGUAGAUGGUCGCGUCAAGGGUCUGAUAGCCGAAAAGUGGCAUCCCCUCCAUACGGCGGAGUACAUCUGGACGAAAGGCUUCCUUGCCAAUGCAAUCCUCACUUCUUUGGGUGAUCGUGCAGAGAUGGCGCAUAGCCUUGAGGCGAGACCACCCUUCUUGGACCAUCCCUUGACUGAGUACGUCAAUCAAAUACCGCCUAGCUUGAAGAUUCGAUGGGAUCCAACCGAGCAACGAGCGACAGAGAAGUGGAUUCUUCGCGAAGCUUGCAAGCCGUUCAUCACAAAAGAGAUCUAUGAGCGCAAGAAACACGUAUACUCGGCACCGCCAGCAUGGCCUAUUGACGGGCCUUUGCACAAACUGAUGAAGCGAUUGAUCACGCGAGAGAACAUCGAUCAGUUGGGCUUCGUGCAAUGGGACAAGGUCAAGGGCAUUGUACCAAAUGCUUUCGAGAACCGUGAUGAGUCGAGCUUCAGACUGUCUUGGACCCUCGCUCAGUGGGUUGUGCUCAGCAAGAGGUUUGGAGUCAAAAGAGCCGAGCCCUCCGUGUAG